AUGGGGCUCUUUUUCAAUUUGGCCCUUGCCAUUUUUGCUGGCACGGGCAGUUUUCUCUUCGGAUACGAUUCGGGAGUGAUGACGAUUGUUAUUCAAUCUGAAAACUUUCUUGAUUUCUUCAGGACAGAUGUAUCAUCGCCGAUUAUAGGGGCUGUCAAUGCUACAUUCUCGGGUGGAGCCUUUUUCGGCUCGUUGAUGGGUGGGUUUACUAUGGACAGCGUUGGUCGGAGAAAGACCAUUAUGAUUGCCGCUUCCAUUAAUCUUGUUGGUGCAAUCCUUCAAUGCGCCGCACAGAACCUCGCCAUGAUACUCGUUGGCCGAAUCAUGGCGGGGUGGGCGGUAGGUCUACUGUCAAUGUCAGUGCCCAUUUACCAAACGGAAUGCGCUCAUCCGAAAACGCGAGGUCUCAUCACUGGAAUUACGCAACAGAUGAUUGGAGUAGGAUUUAUCGUCUCGACCUGGGUAGGAUAUGGCUCCUCGAAAGUGCCCGUUACGAAUUCCUUCUCUUGGCGUUUCCCACUUGCAUUCCAAUGCGUCCCAUGCAUGAUUCUCAUUGCUGGCAUACUGUUCUUCCCGGAGUCCCCGAGAUACCUCGUCGAAACAGACCGUGCAGAUGAAGCGCUGAGAGUACUCCGGAAGCUGCACUACGAUGGAACCAACGAUGACUGGGUCCAAGCCGAGUUCAAUGAGAUCAAGAUAACCAGCGAUGCGGAGCGGGCAAUCUCCGCACCAGGAUGGAGGAUCAUGUUUACGGUACCUGCAUGGCGCACGAGAUUGAUGCAUGCUACGCUUGUUCAUAUAAAUGUCAUCGGCUACUAUAAUACGAUUCUUUACAAGAAUCUAGGUAUCACCGGCGAUAAAAAUCUUCUUGUAACGGCCUUCUAUAACCUCGUCGGUCCCAUUUGCAACCUUUUCUUCAUCAUCUUCCUCCUCGAUCGCGUCGGACGUAAGAAGCCUCUGCUCUUUGGUACUAUCGGUAUUUCUAUUGCGCUCAUCUGUGAGGCCAUUCUCGGAUCCCAAGUCGAAGGAGCUACUGGAUCGAGAAGAGACUCACUAUCUGGCGCUGGCAUAUUUUUCCUGUUCCUCGUCUCAUGCAUUUUCAGCGUAUCAUUCGGUCCCAUCUCUUGGGUUUAUGCUUCUGAAAUCAUGCCGCUGAGUAUACGUGGACGCGGUUCGGCGUUUUCGACUGCAGUCGGUAACUGGCUGGUGGGCACAGUCUGGAAUCAGGUCUCGCCCAUUGGCUUGGAUAAUAUUACCUAUAGAUUUUACUUUAUUUUCGUGGCCUUUAACAUUUGCGUUACACUGCCCACGAUUUGGUUCGUCUUCAAGGAGACUAAGCAGCUUACGCUGGAGGAGAUUGACUUGCUUUUUGGUGACGAGGACAUGGGUACGCUGGCUGGUGGCUUGGACGAUAAGCAAAAGCAAAUCGAGUUGGAACGCAUUGCAAGCGCGAAGAAGCAGCUGGCUGGCUCCAGGGUCACUGCUGUACACUAG
Molecule: messenger RNA, 1494 nt
Organism: Bipolaris sorokiniana ND90Pr
Lineage: Eukaryota; Fungi; Ascomycota; Dothideomycetes; Pleosporales; Pleosporaceae
Exons: 5
Coding region: 1-1494 (497 amino acids)
Biological process (GO): transmembrane transport; carbohydrate transport
Cellular component (GO): membrane
Molecular function (GO): carbohydrate:proton symporter activity
Source: RefSeq, a predicted model, not a curated record